Kickxella alabastrina is the source of this 561-nucleotide messenger RNA. RefSeq names its product peptidase S28. Gene Ontology annotation, biological process: proteolysis. The record is from RefSeq and is a predicted model, not a curated record. Gene Ontology annotation, molecular function: dipeptidyl-peptidase activity; serine-type exopeptidase activity. Lineage: Eukaryota; Fungi; Kickxellomycota; Kickxellomycetes; Kickxellales; Kickxellaceae. The annotation marks the transcript as partial. The transcript has a single exon.
AUGGCAAAGUGCGCUGUGAUUGAUGGCGGCAGCCAGCCAUCCACGACUGUACCCCCAUCGUCCACAGCAUACUGGUUUAACCAGCCCAUUGACCACCUUGGCUUGAACAACGGCACCUGGCAGCAGCAAUACAUGUUCAAUGCCACAUUCUACAAGCCUGGUGGCCCAAUUUACAUACUCACACCUGGUGAGGCUGCCAUUGGCACAUACUAUACUGAUAAAACCUACUUUACCAACCUCGCAGAGCAGACAGAUGGCCUGGUUGUUGCCGUUGAGCACCGCUUCUAUGGCCAGUCCAACCCCAUGCCCGAUCUCAGCGGCCCCAGCCUCAAGUAUCAUACCAUUGAAAACACAUUGGAGGACUUUGCUGCAUUCAUCCGUGUUGCCAAAUCGGACCCAGACAAUGUCUUCCCUGUAACAGUCAGCCCCAACUCAAAGGUCGUGUUCGGUGGAGCCUCCUAUGCAGCAUCUAUUUCUGCGUGGAUGCGUGCCACAUAUCCCGAUAUUGUGGAUGGUGCCUGGGCAUCCUCGCCACCUAUCCAGUAUAGAUACGAGAACUAC